Melampsora larici-populina 98AG31 is the source of this 771-nucleotide messenger RNA. RefSeq lists its product as uncharacterized. Lineage: Eukaryota; Fungi; Basidiomycota; Pucciniomycetes; Pucciniales; Melampsoraceae. The record is from RefSeq and is a predicted model, not a curated record. The transcript has 2 exons. Bases 1 to 771 code for a protein of 256 amino acids.
AUGUUGCGUCACAUUCAAAACCAAGUCACCAAGCAUACCCUCAGUGACGGUGAAGUCCUCGCGGUCGGCGGCUCAGACUCAGACUCCGAUUCCUCGUCGUCCGAAUCAUCUUCCGAAUCCUGCAGUAGUGAUGCUGAGUCAACUUCCGAGCCGCAAGCAGUGCCUCAAUCUCUUUUGCACGUGCUUGAUCAUCCGCUAUGCUCUCUCAGCAAGCUACUUGGUCACAAUAACGAGGAUCCCGAUAGUUCAGAACCAGAGGGCGAAAAUGCAUCUUCCGGCUCGGAUGAUGAAGAAGCUGGGGAAGCUGGGUUAAGUGGCUGCGUCAUAUGCCCCGGUAAACGGUUAAAAACAGAUAAUUUGGCUACACAGCAUCUCAAAAGCAAAGCCCAUCUCCGCAGGCUAGAGCGAUAUCGGGACUUCAUCCACAAUCCACCUCCUCAUACCCUACUUUCACCUGAUCCGAUGGACGUGGUGGAUCUUCUUGACAGUUUGACGGGGCCACCUCCUGUUUUACCACCUGGAACAAAAUCUACCUCAUCAAAGGGUAAACGGAAAAAAAGAGAAAAACGUCGAGCAAGGCGAUUACUCUCUACUGAAAAACCAUCGAUGGGGAAAUCCUCUGAAGUGAAAGUGGAUUCUAUCGCUGGGGAAGCUGCAAGAUUAGCUGCUUCCACUCAACUCAAAUCAGGAAAUGUAAAAUCGAAAAAAGCCUCAGAUACAACCAAACGGAAACGGGCCCGCAAAAACGACAAACCUCAAAGUCAAGAAUGA